Molecule: messenger RNA, 450 nt
Organism: Aspergillus costaricaensis CBS 115574
Lineage: Eukaryota; Fungi; Ascomycota; Eurotiomycetes; Eurotiales; Aspergillaceae
Exons: 3
Coding region: 1-450 (149 amino acids)
Source: RefSeq, a predicted model, not a curated record
AUGGCGGCAAAUUUGACCCUGAGCAUCCGCUAUUUGAUGUUGACCAGCUCGAAGAACCUGCUGAGACAGACCAACUGGGACAUAUGCGACAAGGUGUUGGAUUUUCAUGGCUUUGGUCUUUAUAUAUAUGAGAUUAAUCCUCAUACUCCCCUUCAGCCAAGGUAUCCGAAAGUGAUAGUCCAGCUCAAGACAAUCUGGAGCCAAGCCAAAGGUCGUGGUCCCGAAUCAGUGGAAGGGUCAUCUCACUUCACUAGGGAGUCCUCGAUUGUUGAGACAGACUCGCAUGUUUUCGAAGGCCACGAAGGCAUUAUCGAUGAGCGGCUGCUAUUUGGCCAUCAGGCUACCACUCAUCGACGCCUCGAUAUUCGGUCCAAAUCCGCCAAGGCACCCGAAAAUGACGACGUCCAGUGGUGGAGGAAGGGAGAAAGGUUUCCGCUACGGCAACACUGA